This is a messenger RNA of Lemur catta (Ring-tailed lemur), 1411 nucleotides long. It is a transcript of the gene SFTPB, whose product is annotated as surfactant protein B. The transcript has 12 exons. The coding region runs from base 45 to 1187 and encodes 380 amino acids. The record is from RefSeq and is a predicted model, not a curated record. NCBI's taxonomy places the organism in Eukaryota, Metazoa, Chordata, Mammalia, Primates, Lemuridae.
GAUUUUUCUAGGGAAAAAGCAGGUGCCCAGGCUUCCGAGGUGUCAUGGCCAAGUCACACCUGCUGCUGUGGCUGCUGCUGCCUACAUUCUGUGGCCUGGGCACUGCUGUCUGGGCUGCCCCAUCCCUGGCCUGUGCCCAGGGCCCCGAGUUUUGGUGCCAAAGCCUGGAGCAAGCAUUGCAGUGCAGAGCCCUGGGGCACUGCCUGCAGGAGGUCUGGGGACAUGUGGGAGCCGACGACCUGUGCCAAGAGUGCGAGGACAUCGUCCACAUCCUCACUAAGAUGACCAAGGAGGCCAUUUUCCAGAACAAAACUCAGAAAUUUCUAGAACAGGAGUGUGAUGUCCUCCCCUUGAAGCUGCUGGUGCCCCAGUGCCGCCAUGUGCUCGAUGUCUACUUCCCCCUGGUCAUCGACUACUUCCAGAGCCAGAUCAACCCAAAGGCCAUCUGUGAGCACCUGAGCUUGUGCACACAGGCUCCCAGGCAGCCGGAGCCAAAACAGGAGCUGGGGACACCGGAGCAGGAGCUGGGGAUGCCAGGCCCUCUGCUGAACCAGCUGGUCCUCCCCGUGCUGCCUGGGGCCGUCCGGGCGAGGCCUGGGCCUCACACACAGGAUCUCUCGGAGCAGUUCCCCAUCCCUCUCCCCUUCUGCUGGCUCUGCAAGACUCUGAUCAAGCGGGUCCAAGCUGUGGUUCCCAAGGGUGUGCUGGCCGUGGCUGUGGCCCAGGUAUGCCACGUGGUACCCCUGGUGGUGGGCGGCAUCUGCCAGUGCCUGGCCGAGCGCUACACUGUCAUCCUCCUGGACGCGCUGCUGGGCCGUGUGGUGCCCCAGCUGGUCUGCGGCCUCGUCCUCCGGUGCUCCAGUGAGGACAGUGCUGGCCCAGCCCUCGCCGCUCUGGGGUCCCUGCCAGGAGAAUGGCUGCCGCAAGACGCUGAGUGCCGCCUCUGCAUGUCUGUGGCCACCCAGGCCAGGAACAGCAGCGAGCAGGCCAUGCCACAGGCAAUGCGCCAGGCCUGCCUCGGCUCCUGGCUGGACAGGCAAAAGUGCGAGCAAUUUGUGGAGCAGCACACACCCCAGCUGCUGGCCCUGGCGUCCAGGGGACAGGACGCCCACUCCACCUGCCAGGCCCUGGGUGCGUGUGCAACCUCGUCCAGCCCUCUCCAGUGUCUCUUCAGCCCCCGCUUCUAAGGAGAACUCAGCCGUCCAGCUGCAAAGGAGGAGCCAAGUGUGAUGGGCGCUGGGACCUCUUGACCCCCACCAGCUGCCCACACUGGAAAGAAGCCUUAUGACCCACACUCGCCCUCCCAACCCUUUCCUCCAGAUCACCUGUACUGGUGGACCACGAGCCCCAGCAUGUGCCCUCAGCCCCGUUGUGGCCUUGUCUGCCCCAGGUCCAGCCACAGCCCGACGCC